AUGAGCGACCUGAAGCGCGCAGCGGUACCUGGUAGGUACGAGUACAUGUACAUACCUUACGCGACCACGGCCCUCCGCCAGAAAGUAGCCCGGCUCUGGCAUAGCCCUAGACGGGCAGGUCCUGAACCCCCUAAGAAGCACCGCACGGCAGCUGUCGAUUCCGCGUUUACCUGGACCUGGAACCUGCAGUGCACGGAAUUGAUAUACCUGUGCCAGUGGACAAAUGAGCAAUGUACCCGUACAGGGCCCCGACCACCCGCUGGCGUCACUCAACACGGGGCACAGGCACAAGCACAAGCACCGCCCAGCUAUACCGCUACGGGGCAUCAGCAGCAGUGGGCAGCUGUCACAGUCGCAGCACAGUACGAAUCAGGUACUUGCACCUCCAACCGCGUUACGAGUACCCGCUACUUUGCGUCGCGGACUCUCAAGUACCGCUACUCCGUGGCCAGCCAGCCAAGUGGAGGCUUUGCACCACACCUCACCUCUCUUCGCUCGCUGACCUGCAUUCACAAGUUCCCCAUCCAGCAGCAACGGCUUGCGGACGGCUUCUCGACGUUGUUCUACUUCGUCGGCCCUCUGUUUUGUCAUCACCAUUCUUUUCUUUUCUUCUUGUUCCUUUUCUUCUCCCGCGCCUGUUGUUUGCCUGCCUCUGUCCUGCGAGCCGCCGCCCCAGACGCCUCGAGAGCAAUUCCCUCGACGCCCGUCCGCGAAACCCCCUUUUGUGUCUUCAAUCGCUCGUCCUCCAGCUUUCCCCGUCUCGACAGCGGCUCGUCUCGUCCUCUUCGCGAUACCGUCUGCCUUUGCCCGUACCCGCGCCCUCUUCACCGAGUCUGGGCCCGCGUCUUUGCCGUCGCCGAUUCUUUUCCUGCCGCCCAUCCUGUGGGCCCGCAAAGCAUCCAUUCAUCCAUUCCUCUCUUCUCUUCUUCGUCCGUCGUCAAGAGACACCAACACGCAAGUCCUUGCGCUAUCCGGAUCCUGACUCCUCUACGACCGCUUCCCCUUCUCGCCUUGCACAACCCGCUCCUCUGA
Molecule: messenger RNA, 1032 nt
Organism: Trichoderma aggressivum f. europaeum
Lineage: Eukaryota; Fungi; Ascomycota; Sordariomycetes; Hypocreales; Hypocreaceae
Exons: 3
Coding region: 1-1032 (343 amino acids)
Source: RefSeq, a predicted model, not a curated record